UGUAAUUCAUGUAAAAAAUGUAUGUGCUAAGCUUAAAAAUAAGCUAAACGUAAGCAAUACGUCACAAAACGUAACCGUGUAGUUACGUCAAAAAAUUGACAGUUCAUUAUCCGCAACUAACUUCGUAGCAUUGUAAGCAAAAAUUAGUUGCAAAGAGGAGAAGCCGCACUUUUGAUCUGAAUUCUGUGUUUUACGAGAUAAAUACGUACUGUUUUUGUAUUAUACUUUUGUAAAGAUUUGGUAAAAUACUUUUAAGUACAAAUAAAUCUACAAUAUGGACAAUUAUAUUUUUGAUGGCGGUCGCAUUACCAAAAUGGAGGUGGACUACUCACCUACCUGUGAUGAAAAAAUUCCACGCGCAAAAGAUAUGGUAAAAAAUAACCCAGAUUCUUUUCACGAAGCAAUAGAUAUUCUCUUGCAAUUAGAAAAGCAGACACGUUUGGGUGCUGAUAUGGUGUCAUGCUCCAGAGUUCUGGUAGCAAUUUGCCAGAUUUGUUAUGAUACUCAAAAUUGGAAUUCAUUAAAUGAAUACAUCUCUCUAUUAGUUCGUCGUCGUUCACAGUUGAAGCAAGCUGUGUCCAAAAUGGUACAGGAAUGUUGUACUUAUGUAGAUAAAACCCCAGACAAAGAAACUAAGAUGAAGUUGAUCGAUACUCUGCGCUCUGUAACGGAAGGUAAAAUUUACGUGGAGAUUGAACGUGCACGACUAACCAAAAUAUUAGCUGAUAUCAAGGAAGCGGAUGGAGAUAUUGCUGGUGCUGCUGCUGUUAUGGAAGAACUGCAGGUGGAAACUUAUGGUUCAAUGGAUAAACGUGAAAAGGUGGAACUCAUUUUGGAGCAAAUGCGUCUCUGCUUGUUGAAGGAAGACUUUGUAUCAACUCAGAUAAUUGCUAAAAAAAUCAGCAUUAAAUUCUUUGACGAUCCUGCCCAACAUGAUUUAAAGUUGAAAUUUUACAAUUUAAUGAUACGUUUAGAUCGUGAUACAUCAUUUUUGAAAACCUCACGUCAUUAUCAAUCAAUCGCUGAGCCAGCGCGUCCAAAACCGGCUGAAGUUGAGCCAAUGGAGACCGACAAAGACAAAAAGAAAUCUAGCGAUGAUGACAAAAAGAAGGAAACGAAGGAGGUGGAGGAAAUUAAGGAACCUAUUGAACUAACACCAGAACAGGAAAAAGAAUAUAAGGAAAAGUUAACUUGUGCCGUGUUGUACUGUGUGCUGGCACCUUACGACAAUGAACAAUUCGAUAUGAUGAAUCAUCUGUCACAAAAUAAAAAACUAGAAGAUAUACCUGUCUACAAGGAAAUAUUGCGUUUAUUUAUGUCUAAAGAGCUUAUUAAUUUCGAUACUUUUAAUGCGGAUUUUGGUAAAGUUUUAGCUGAAAAUGAAAUGUUUCAAGAUAAUACAAAACAUGGUCGCAAGUGCGUCACUGAAUUAAAAGAUCGCUUAAUGGAGCAUAAUAUACGAAUUAUUGCCAGUUAUUAUUCACGUAUUCACCUGAAGCGUAUGAGUGAACUGCUAAAUUUACCCUCCGAUCGUGUUGAAGAUUAUUUAUCGAAGUUAGCAAAUUCUGAUACAAUACGUGUAAAGAUUGAUCGUCCUGCGGAAAUCGUAUACUUCACUACAAAGAAGAGUCCCUCAGAUGUUCUUAACCAUUGGGCUAGUGAUGUCAGUGAAUUAAUGUCGCUGGUAAACAAAACUUGUCAUCUCAUCAAUAAAGAGGAAUGCAUUCAUUCAGUAUUGGGAGUCGCUUCAUUUGAUGAUUAAAUUAAGUGUUUCACAUUUUUUUUGUUUAUUUUUCUGUAUACAAGAAGUAAAAUGUCUCAUAAAGUAUGCAUUCAUUAAUUGAAUUAUAAUAACAAAAUUAUAAAACUGUAAAUUGUUUUUGUAUUUUAA
Messenger RNA from Teleopsis dalmanni, 1891 nucleotides. It is a transcript of the gene Rpn5, whose product is annotated as 26S proteasome non-ATPase regulatory subunit 12. The coding region runs from base 275 to 1762 and encodes 495 amino acids. The record is from RefSeq and is a predicted model, not a curated record. Gene Ontology annotation, cellular component: proteasome regulatory particle, lid subcomplex; nuclear proteasome complex; cytoplasm. Lineage: Eukaryota; Metazoa; Arthropoda; Insecta; Diptera; Diopsidae. The transcript has 4 exons.